Paramuricea clavata is the source of this 3677-nucleotide messenger RNA. Lineage: Eukaryota; Metazoa; Cnidaria; Anthozoa; Malacalcyonacea; Plexauridae. The record is from the annotation of a GenBank genome assembly.
CAAGAGCUAACGCUGCCAGACAUAAGUUUUAACUAGACCAUAAAAGUUGCCUCCUUUAUUUUUCGAAAAGGAAAUUUCAAUGGCGCACAGGAUAUUGUAUUUGGUUGUAAACAUUUUCUUAGUUUUUCGGCUUUCUUCGCAAGGUAUGUUGUGUUUUAAAGUAAUAUAUUUUCGUUACGUAUACAACAUGCAUGCAGUUGCAUGAAACUGUUUCAAUAUCAUACAGUAUACUGCAUGCUGCAUUUCGUAUCUUCCGUUAUAAAGUACGAAAUCGAACCUUUCAUAUAUAUAUAUAUAUAUAUAUAUAUAUAUAUAUAUAUAUAUAUAUAUAUAUAUAUAUAUAUAUAUAUAUAUAUAUAUAUAUAUAUAUAUAUAUACAUAUAUAUAUAUAUAUAUGUAUAUAUAUUAGAUUCUUGCGAGCUUAAACCUUGGGCUUUGUGGCGUUUUUUGGACGAUGUUUUCAUGAUAUGGCUUCACGGGGAGGAGGAAUUAAACAAUUUCCUCAGUAAGUUGAAUUCAUUUCAUGAGAAUAUUGAGUUUACUUGGGAAAUUGCUUUUCUUGAUGUGUGGAUUAAUAAAGUUAAUGGUGCGUUCCAUACUGAUGUUUAUUCUAAGCCUACUGAUGCACAUCAGUAUUUGAAUUUUAAAUCUUGUCACCCACCACAUGUCAAGAGAGCGAUUCCCUAUAGUCCAGGUUUGCGCUUAAAGCGAAUUUGUAAUUCGGAAAAUGCUUUUGAGGAAAAACUAAGCGAGCUAAAAGGUUUUUUGGUGAAGAGGGGUUAUAAUUCGGAUUUUGUUGAUGACCAGUUUGGUAGAGUGCGAAAAGUCGACAGGAAUAAUUUGUUAAUGCGGAAAGAAGGUGUUAAGAAUAGUAAUAGGAACUGUUUUGUGAUAGAUUAUCAUCCAGCAUUUAGGGUCCUUUAUAAUAUCUUUAGGGAAUUGCAAGUAAUUGUAAGUUGGUCUGAAAGGUUUUUAAGUAUUAUGCCGGAACCACCAAUGGUGUGUUUUCGUCGGUCUAAAAACCUUAAAGAUCACUUAGUCCGUUCUAAAUUGAGAAGGGAAGAGGAAACGGUCGUAGGGAUGUUUAAGUGCGGAAAGAAGAAAUGUAAAAUCUGUGACAAUGUCAGUAUUGGUGCUACUUUUAAAAGCCAUGUUGAGGGGCGGUCUUUCUGCAUUAAUCAUCGCUUCGAUUGUGACUCGGCAGGUAUAGUGUGUUUGAUUAGUUGUAAAUUCUGUGGGUUGCAAUAUGUGGGGAAUACCAUAACACCGUUCAGAUUGCGAUUUAAUAACCACAAGAGUGCAUUAAAUAGAUAUGGGCGGGGGCAGAGAAAUAUUUGUGGGCAACAUUUGUAUGCCCAUUUUUUGGGGGGAGGGACAUUCAGGUCUAAGUGAUUUUUUAGUGCAGGUUAUUGACGUCACGGACGUUAAUACCCCCACCGAGAGGGAGAGUUUUUGGAUUGAGAAACUUAAUAGUUAUGUCCCACGUGGGCUUAAUUUAAGGGAAGAGGUUUAAUUAAUUUAUGCAUAGCUAAACGUUAGACUAUUUAAGCAAGAGACGGAGAUGAUGUAGCGUUAUUCUGAAGAAGGGGCUUGUCCCCGAAACGUAAAAAAUAUAAUUUAAUUACUUUGAAGUUUUUGAUUUCUUGAUAUUUUUAUAUAUAUAUAUAUAUAUAUAUAUAUAUAUAUAUAUAUAUAUAUAUAUAUAUAUAUAUAUAUAUAUAUAUAUAUAUAUAUAUAUAUAUAUAUACACACACUGGAUCCAGAAAAGUUUGACCUUCGAAUAUAUAUAUAUAUAUAUAUAUAUAUGUCGGCAUUUUGAAUUUUCUUGGGUUAAUUAUACGCGAACGCAUACAUCAAAUUUCGCUCGCAACGUAUUGUAUAUUGCAAUAUUAUUCCAACAGCUGAAAUGAAUAAAAGAAUCGUUGAUUGAUGUCUUUGCACAUAAUCAUAAAGGCUAGUAGGAAUUGCAAUAUACAAUACGUUGCGAGCAACAUUUGAUGUAUGCGUUCGCGCAUAAUUAACCCAAGAAAAUUCAAAAUAGCUGACGUAUAUAUAUAGGUUGUGAUAUCAUCCCUCGAGCGAUAAAACUGAUAUCACCGAAUCCCGAGUACGAUAACCUAUUUAUUAUAUACUUGUACCUUUAUCAGGGUUUGACACCCAAAAGUAAACAGUUUUGAAAAAAUAGGAUCAUUUUAGAAUUCAAAACAAUUCAUCAUUUACUGAACAAAUAUGAUUUUAGAAAAUAAAUAGACCAUUCAUAUAAAUAAUAUACAAUUUAAGUCUUUCGUUUUGUAUUAUCGUUCUUGUUUCCUUCGAUAAAACUGUCUACAUCAACCAACACGAACCUCGAGUCGGCCAUCUUUGUUUUGACAAGGCGCGAAAUUUAGCGGGACAAAAAACGAUAUCCGGGACAAAAAACGAUAUCCGGGACAAAAAACGAUAUCCGGGACGAUAUCGUUUUUAUGUCCCGCUGCUUCCUACCUGAUCAAGGUACAAGUAUGUGAUAAAUAUAUAUAUAUACUUAUAUAUAUAUAUAUAUAUAUAUAUAUAUAUAUAUAUAUAUAUAUAUAUAUAUAUAUAUAUAUAUAUAUAUAUAUAUAUAUAUAUAUAUAUAUAUAUAUAUAUAUAUAUAUAUAUAUAUAUAUAUAAUUCAAUAAAGGUUGUCCUUUGAAACCUUAAACUCUAAAACCUUAAACCUUAAACUCUAAGCACGUAAAGCAUAAUGGGAGCACAAUUUAAGCAGUUUAGAAAGCAUACAUGGAGCCCAUUUCUUGGAGACAUGAUAAAAAUCUCCCUGCAAAAACAUUUCACUGACAAACAGCUGCAAUAAUCAACUACUAAGCUUGAAAUCAGUGCUCCCAUCAUGCUUUGCGCGCUUAGGGUUUAAAGUUUAAUAUAUAUAUAUAUAUCGCGUUUUUUGCUUAGGCUACGUUUCUGACCGGGCCAUACCAUACUGUUAUACAAAUCUAUACAAAAUUUGAUUUUUCUGUUUUGAUUUUAGAAUAUAAUUGUCAUAAGCCUAUGGGAUUAGAAGAUGGAAGAAUACCUGAUAGCAGUUUGAGUGCAUCCUCCCAGUACAACAGGUAGACAGUACAUAUAGUGAUUUUUCAUUCGUAGAUCCUGUAUAUAUAUAUAGAUAGUAAGGCUAUAUAGGUUCCAUGCAUGCAGACCUGGAAAACAGUGUGGUCUCGGCAUCCUGCAUGAAACCUGAGGAACAUUCACCAAGAAGAUUGAGGAACAUUUUCAAUUUUUCAGACAUACAUUAUGGGAGAAUCUUAAGGAAUCAUAUCAUGCUUCCUUACGUGUCAUUCGAGAUUUGUAAAAUGUUCACUGUUCAAAUUUGGCAUAAUGUACGGACAAAUUUUCUGUUGUUUAAUAUAAGGGAACUUUAGUUAUCUCGGUUAUAUACCAAUUACAACGAUUAUCCAGUAAUAGUACUGCUCCAAAGGCCUCAGAGAGGAAGAACUUCGGAUCUAGCUUGCGAGUUUGACAUAUCUUGUAGUUUUGAACUGUAUACUAUAGAGUUGUUCCCGCAAAUUAUAAUAUAAAAAACACUUAAUAUACAAACGUUCAACUUUCCAUUAAGCUGGCAUGGAGCUAAAAAUGCGAGAUUAAAUAACAACAGAGGUGCCACUGUUUGGAUGGCUGCAAAACAUGUUGCUGGUGAAUAUAUUCAG